GUUCCCAAACAGCAGACAAAAAUUUUUGAGUUGAAACUUGCUUUUAACAGCCAUGUCUCCGGUGAAUUCAGUCGCUGUGAACUUUACUGCUCAGGUGGCAGUGCCUUACGUUGACUCAGGGACUGGUUCUUUGGCACAGACUGAAGAUUCGUGUCGAAAUCGGGAAUCAAAAUUUUCAUUCACGUUAUCGAAGACAGAUUGCGAGUUCUACCAGCUGCUGUUGAAAUCAGUUUGUGAUGAUGAGCAGCCGUUGCCUGAGCCGGAAUUUGGAGUGCAGCCUGGUUCCAUGGUGCAGACUGAAGAUAUGAAUCCAAUUUGGAUAUCAUCUGCAACAGCCAUGUACAUGUCGUCGCUAGGAGAAGAAGAAGGUAAUCGUAACUUGCCACAGCAGUUCAAUUCUCAGGAUAGCUCUGAAAGAGACGCUGUUGAACAGAGAGUUGGGUCUUUUGAACCAAACUUAAAUCACCUGGAUCAUGCUGGUCUAGCUUCAAAUGGACGAAAACAUCGUAAACCAAGGCGGACAACAAUGGAAAAAGCAAGGAGCCUACUUGAUGAAGCAGGAUCAUCAAUUGCAGCUUCCAUUGGACAGAAACGAAAGGAUUGCGAAACAAGAAUUCUGAAAGAAGAGCAAGAACAUGAAAGAAAAGUGAAAAAAAGAGAGCGAGAUAGAAAAUAUCGUGCAAACCUUAAGAAUCAAUACCAUAGACUGAUUACAAUAGCAUCCAGUUUUGGGGGAAUUGACCAAAUGGAGUCAAAGAUUAAUCACAUGAACUCUGAGUUACAUAGACUCCAAAAAAAAGAGGUAGAAUACGACAUGUUCCAGCAAGAAAUUGAAACGGACUUCCAUCGAUUAGGGCUAAUGAAGUUGAAGUAUGGUGGAUAUCUGGAAAUGGAAUCCAUGUUGGAUAAAUUCAAGGUAUUUAUUGUGCUGUAAUUUCCUCAUGUUAGUAUUAAGUUUGACUUUUUACUUGCAUCAUGUUAAUUUAACCGAUGUUAAGAUUUAUGAUUCUUAAUGUGACAAGGAAAUCGAGACCAAGUCCCAUAUAUUAGAUCAAAUAAAAUCUAAGUUCGGGGUUCAGGAAACCGAGUCCAUACUGGAUAAAUUAAUGGAAAUGGAGGCCCAGGUAAAUAGGCUCGACCAAAUAAAGUCAUUGUUUGUUGGAAUUGAUGAUGUAGAGACGGAAAUAAAUAGGCUGAAGAAAAUAGAGUUCAACCAAAAGGAACUGGAAUCUUAUCAGUUUCAGGCAUCUCCUGGUAGCCACGAGGUACGUCUCUCUUUCUCUGUAUCUUUAGCUUUACUUUUCUUUUGGGUUCGACGUGGUGAAGGUUUAAAAUUAGGAAGGCUAUAGUUUCUCCCUCAGUCUUAUCCUUCCAUGCUUUAUGGUUUAUAGUUUAAUUUCCUCUUUUCCAUCUGUCAGAUUAGUGAUCCCUCCUUAGUUGACCUCUUGUAUGAACGUACGUACACUCGUACCAUUGUAGAAACUAAUUUUAUUCGAAUAAAUUUCAAUUUUUUUUUCGGGAUUUUGAGUUUCGAAAUUAAAACACAUUUAAUCAAUUUAAUUGGAUUUUAUGGACUUAAUUUUAUUGUGAUCAUUUUUUAUUUUAUUUUAUUUUAUUUAAUGUUAAGAUUCACAGUCCAUU
Durio zibethinus is the source of this 1641-nucleotide messenger RNA. Lineage: Eukaryota; Viridiplantae; Streptophyta; Magnoliopsida; Malvales; Malvaceae. The record is from RefSeq and is a predicted model, not a curated record.